This is a messenger RNA of Panthera uncia (snow leopard), 536 nucleotides long. RefSeq names its product serum amyloid A protein. NCBI's taxonomy places the organism in Eukaryota, Metazoa, Chordata, Mammalia, Carnivora, Felidae. Gene Ontology annotation, cellular component: extracellular region. The record is from RefSeq and is a predicted model, not a curated record. Bases 5 to 394 code for a protein of 129 amino acids. The transcript is spliced from 3 exons.
CACCAUGAAGCUUUUCACGGGCCUCAUUUUCUGCUCCUUGUUCCUGGGUGUCAGCAGCCGAUGGUAUUCGUUCCUUGGAGAAGCUGCUCAAGGGGCUUGGGACAUGUGGAGAGCCUACUCUGACAUGAGAGAAGCCAAUUACAUAGGUGCAGACAAAUACUUCCACGCCCGGGGGAACUAUGAUGCCGCACGGAGGGGACCUGGGGGCGCUUGGGCGGCCAAAGUGAUCAGCGACGCCAGAGAGAGUUCUCAGAGAGUCACAGACUUUUUCAGACACGGAAGCAGCGGCCACGGAGCAGAGGACUCGAAGGCUGACCAGGAAGCCAAUGAAUGGGGCCGGAGCGGCAAAGACCCCAACCACUUUCGACCUGCUGGCCUGCCUGACAAGUACUGAGCUUCCUCUUUGCUCUGCACUCAGGAGAGGGGCUGGGAGUCCCCUGAAGGCAGAGACACGGAGUCAUUGAGGUCUCUGUCCACAGAGGCUGAUGGAGGGCACCUGACAGGUGUCUAAUAAAUGCUUAAGAGAUUGUUGAAAA